AAAACACGUGACAUCACUCUAGAAGGAACAUAAAAUGCUGGAUAACGUUGUCUUUACCAUUUUCCACUCUUGAGUUCACUCAAUGGCUUCUUCUUUUCCACUUUAUCAAACAAGUUUCUUCUCAAAAACCCAGUUCAAAGGUUUGCGCCAUGGUUAUUUGUGGCGACCCACUUACUCUUUUGGUUCUUGUGCUGAAAACAAAGUACAACCUGUUAAAGCUUCUGUCGAAACUGCCCCAUUUCCCUUGUUUCAGCCUCCUAAAGAUGAAGAAACAGCUUCUCAGUUGGAGCCUGUAGAUCCUGAUUUCUACAAGAUAGGAUUCGUCAGAAGUAUGCGAGCUUAUGGAGUUGAUUUUAUGGAAGGGCCAAAUGGUUUCGGUGUAUAUGCUUCUAAAGAUGUCGAACCUCUUCGCCGACCAAGGGUUAUAAUGGAAAUUCCUCUUGAAUUGAUGCUAACCAUAAGCAAGAAACUACCAUGGAUGUUUUUCCCUGAUAUAAUUCCCCUUGGUCAUCCAAUAUUUGAUAUUAUCAACUCAACAAAUCCAGAGACAGAUUGGGAUUUACGAUUAGCAUGCCUUCUCUUGUUUUCAUUUGACUGCAAAGACAACUUUUGGCAGUAUUACGGUGACUUCUUACCCAGUGAAGAUGAAAGUACUAGCUUACUUCUAGCUACAGAGGAGGAACUUUUGGAGCUGCAGGAUCCCGAUCUUGCUUCUACAAUGAGAGUUCAGCAACAACGAGUGUUAGAAUUCUGGGAGAAGAACUGGCAUAGUGGUGUGCCGCUCAAAGUAAAACGUCUUGCUCGUGAUCCUCAAAGAUUCAUGUGGGCAGUAGGAAUUGCACAGUCACGCUGUAUCAACAUGCAAAUGAGAAUGUGUGCACUAACUCAACAAGCGAAUAUGCUGAUUCCUUAUGCUGAUAUGCUGAACCAUUCGUUUGAGCCAAAUUGUUUUUUCCAUUGGCGUUUUAAGGACAGGAUGCUUGAGGUUCUUAUAAAUGCUGGACAACGGAUAAGAAAGGGAGAUGAGAUGACAGUUGAUUACAUGAGUGCACAGAAGAACGGCAUGUUAAUGCAACGAUACGGAUUUUCAUCGCCAGUGAAUCCUUGGGAUGUGAUCAAAUUCUCAGGCAAUGCACAAAUUCAUUUGGAUUCCUUUUUGUCAGUCUUCAACAUAUCUGGCCUUCCUGAAGAGUAUUAUCGUAACGAAGUUCUAUCGAGCACUGGAGAUACUUUUGUCGAUGGAGCAGUCAUAGCUGCAGCACGAACAUUGCCAACAUGGUCAGAUGGAGAUGUGCCUCCAAUUCCAAGUGAGGAAAGGAAAGCUGCGAAGGCAUUACAACAAGAGUGCAAACAAAUGCUUGCAGAAUUUGCUACCACCUCUAAGCAAGACCAGAAACUGUUAGAUUCAUCACCCGAAGCUACGAGAACUCUUGAAGCUACAAUAAAGUAUAGAUUGCACAGAAAAUUGUUAAUGGAAAAAGUUAUCCUUGCAUUGGAGAUCUAUCAAGAGCAAAUAUUAUUCUGAUUUCCAAUCUACUAACUGUACAAUAGCCACAAAAGUUUUGUAACAAUUGUUGUCUACUUUUAAUCAUGUAUUACUGGUUUAGUCAAUGGUUUCAGAUUGUAUUAUGUUAUAUUCA
This is a messenger RNA of Medicago truncatula (barrel medic), 1640 nucleotides long. Its product is annotated as protein PLASTID TRANSCRIPTIONALLY ACTIVE 14. Lineage: Eukaryota; Viridiplantae; Streptophyta; Magnoliopsida; Fabales; Fabaceae. Gene Ontology annotation, biological process: peptidyl-lysine monomethylation; plastid transcription; chloroplast organization. The record is from RefSeq and is a predicted model, not a curated record. Gene Ontology annotation, molecular function: protein-lysine N-methyltransferase activity; protein binding. The transcript has 13 exons. Gene Ontology annotation, cellular component: chloroplast thylakoid; plastid-encoded plastid RNA polymerase complex. The coding region runs from base 83 to 1525 and encodes 480 amino acids.